UGGAAAAUGUUCAAAAAUCAGUAUCAGGGUGGCCCAUUUGUUGAAAUAUUCAGUGCUCAAGGCAAGAACCCAGAAGCAAAAUGGAAGAUUUUUGGCAAUCCAUCAGCUAUAUGGAAAGAAUAUGAUAAAGAAGUAAAAGGCUUUGUUUUUAUACUUAAAGGAAGCAGUCAAAUCAAUAAAAUGCAGCUACCAAAGGAAACUAGACAAACAUUGGGACUGAUCCAGCAAUUUCUGACACUUCAGAUUUUUGUGCCAUUGGGACAAGACUUCUCCACAGAGUUACUGAUAACUGAUUUAGGAAAUAUUAAAAGAAGAUUGUAUUUAUCAACAAUCCACAAGGAGUUGUCUGUAACCCCUCUGCAUGCAAAAAUUCCCCUGUUCAUGGUCAAGCGCAAAAUAUGGUGCAAUAUGUGUAUUGACUUGGUAGCAUUCACCAGUGAAAUAUUCAGAGGAGCUGUCUUCCAGUCUUUGGAUGGAAUUAUUAUUUCAGCUAACUGUAAACUGAGAAAGAUCUUCACUUUAAAAUCCAAGCCGCAAGAUACAACCGAGGAAGAUGAUAAGUGUGUUGUUCCACUUAAUCGUCAUGAGCCCACAGAUGUUAUUCCUCGAACCUGCCAGCUAAAUACUGAUGUGCCGCAAGUUACACAAUUGCUGGACCUGACUAAAAUUCAGAAAGCAGAAAUAAAGUGCAGCAGAUAUCCAGUAAUGGGGCAAGAAACAGGUAUCUUGGGUAACAGAGGACAAAGCAAUAUACGCAGCAGUAAAACUCAGGAUGUGUCACAUAUUGCAUUUGGAUCAAAGAUCCUUGGGCCACCACCAUCUUCAAACAAAAAAGGCAGUACAAGGAUAUCUGGAGAGGUAACAAAGACCUUGAGUAGCAAAAGAUCAUGCAGACUUCAUGCAUCAUGUUCAGCAAAAGAAACUGAAUCCAUACAAGACAUUGAGAGACUGGAGCUAUCAUUCUCACCAUGUGAUGAUUCUAUAGAGCAAGGGGGCAAAAUAAAUACUCACCAAACAGCUAAAGAUCUUUGUCAAAAUGACUCUGCAAUUCAGACUCAGAAAACCUCUGAGAGUGGAAGAGCAGAUUUUCAGUUCGCCUUGCCACAAGGACCAUCAGCAGACAAGAACAGUCAUAGAAGAUUAUCUGUAAAAAUUGAAGCUGAAAACACAUGGGAGAUAACCAAUGAUGAAUGGACAUUUCCAGAAAAUUGCGAUGAGAGCGUUGAGUUGGAUAAUAGUGAGCCAUUCAUAGCUACUGAAGAUUUGGCCUGCCAUAAUUUAACCUCACCACAGAAUGCCUCUGAACAUCACAGCAAUGAGACAGGUGAUCAGGAGGUGAAUAAUAAAGACAUUUUCACAUUUUCAUCAAGACCUCGAUCAGCUCCUCAUGGGAAGUCUCCAGAUAUGUCACCAGAAUGUGACAUUUUCCCCUUGGAUUCAAAGCAAGACAGUAACGGAUUACAUGGGAAAACCCAGAUUGAAGAUAACUUUCAAGGAACUGACAGCAGUGAAGAGGAUGGCAACAGUGAAUUAAUCCAGGGUACUGAGAACCUGGAUAUCAGUCACAGCAUGCAAGGAACAUCUAAUUCAGCGGUUUUUGAAGAGGUCCCAUUAAAGACAAUGUCAGGGAGAAAUGAAUACUGGAAGAAUAAGGAACACAGCAAACGUAACCUCGAAGACAUCAUCUUAUCAAAACCACAGAGUUCCACUGUGAGAAAAACAGAUUCUGUUAGCUCUCCAAGAAGCUUAAAGCCUACCUUUUCUCUUUCUCCAACUGGAACUAAAUCUGAGUUCUUUAAAGUAAUUCCAAACGUAUCUGAAAAAACUGAAAGACAUGAAGGAGUUUCUGAUCAAUUAAAAAGAUCCAUCAGUAAAGAGUCUCUCAAAAAUAUCUCAAGAGAAAAUUCAUGUCUGACACCGCAGAUUUGUGAGUAUGACUGGAAGAACCACCAGUCAAAUAGGCUAAGUUCAUCUGAACUACAGAUGCUGGCUAGCAUGAGGAGACAACAAAAUGAAGAAUUAAGGGAUACUGGGAUCUCGAAUGGGCUGAGCGCAUCACAGAUAGACAACUGCAAUGUUAGCAUAAGUACAAGCAGUGAUGAUACAGCAACCUGGAACUCUUGUUUCCCACCACCCAUCAGUCAGGAGCAUCACUAUCAAAAAGAAAUGAGCCCGCUUUCUCCUUCCAACCCACGGGACUGGUUGAACAUGUUCAGUCCCCCCAUCAUUCCUGGAAGCCAACAGCUGGAAGAAGACACUAAAUCUUCAACAAAUCAGAGUAUCCCAGGUGAAGAUGACCUCAAUGCUGAAGAAGAUGAGGAAUUUUUGACUCUUUUGUACGAUCCAUGUCUGAACUGUUACUUUGAUCCAAAUUCUGGGAAGUACUAUGAAUUGGCAUAG
Colius striatus (speckled mousebird) is the source of this 2400-nucleotide messenger RNA. It is a transcript of the gene CFAP20DC, whose product is annotated as CFAP20 domain containing. Bases 7 to 2400 code for a protein of 797 amino acids. The record is from RefSeq and is a predicted model, not a curated record. Lineage: Eukaryota; Metazoa; Chordata; Aves; Coliiformes; Coliidae. The transcript is spliced from 16 exons.